This is a messenger RNA of Rotaria sp. Silwood1, 1941 nucleotides long. Lineage: Eukaryota; Metazoa; Rotifera; Eurotatoria; Philodinida; Philodinidae. The record is from the annotation of a GenBank genome assembly.
AUGCGAUUCGGUUAUCUAACCGUUAUCUCUUAUCGAUGGUUGAAACAUCGUUUCAAUAAUGAAUUAAUUAUCAAUACUACAUCAGGUUUAUUUCAAGGUAAAGAAAUCCUAACUUAUGAUGUCUCAAUUCGACAAUAUCUUGGUAUUCCAUAUGGUGAAAAACCAGUUCGUUUUGAAAUGCCUAUAUUACGAAAAUAUAAUAAAAAAAUUGUACAUGCCAUAGAACGUACAUCGGCAUGUUUACAAGCUCCUGGUGGUCUUUCAUAUGGUCCAUUUGAAUUAUCUGAUAUGUAUGAUGAAGAUUGUUUAACAUUAAAUAUGUUUAUUCCAAAAACAAAAUCUUUUAUUCCAAAAGCAAUUAUGGUAUUUUGUCAUGGUGGUUCAAAUCAAGUAGGUUCAGGUUCAUUAUUUGAUGGAAGUGCUGUAGCUGCAAUUGGUGAUGUUAUUAUUAUAACAAUUAAUUAUCGUUUAAAUAUAUUAGGAUUUUUAACACCUGAUAGAAAUAUUAUGUCAGGAAAUUAUGGUUUACAUGAUCAAUUAUUAGCAUUAAAAUGGAUAUCAAUAAAUGCAAAAAAUUUUAAUGGUGAUUCAAAACGUAUAACAUAUGUGGGACAUUCAGCUGGUGCAGCUAAUGCUGUUUUACUUGCAAUGUCAACACGAUCGAAAGGUUUAAUAGCUCGAGUUAUUGCUCAAAGUGGUGGCCCAUUAAAUCAAUGGGCUAUUGAUCAAAAUCCAAAAGUUCGAUAUGAUAAUGUUGUUAAACGAAAUGGUAUGGAUACAAAGGAAAAAUUUAUUCAAUCGAAUAUUGAACAAUUGAAAAAUUUAUCAACUAAAGAAUUUCGUUAUAUGUAUCAUUCAGGUUUAGGAAUAUCACCAAAUUAUCCAUUCCCGGUGGUUGAUAAUGAUAUAUUAACUGAUAAUAUUGAACAAAUGAUUCGUACAGGACCACUUGUUAAUAUUGAUAUAUUAAUCGGUGCAACAGCUGAUGAAUCAUUAUAUUUUGCUGAAGAUCAUAUAUUUCGUCAUUAUUUACCAAAAAACGAUCGUACAAUUGCAUAUUUAACAGGCAAUUUAGAAUCAUCAACAAAAUCUUCAACUGGUCAAUCGACUGAAUAUGAACAGCCUCGUGGAUUUUCUUAUUUUAAGAAAAAUAAAUAUAUUAAAAAUUAUUUACAAACAAAUUAUCCAAAUCAUUUAUGUUUCUAUGACGAAAUACAAGCACGAUAUAUGCCUCAUAUAAAUCAUCAACAUAAUGUAACUGAAGUUGCCCAUCUCUAUACAAAUCUAGUCAGUGAUUUAAUGUUCUAUUAUGAUCUUGUUCGUUUUCUUCAUGAACGUUUAAAUUCUCCAUCAUUAGCAUCAACAUAUGUUUAUUAUUAUACAUAUCCACCAAUAUUCGACUUUGAAAAUGUUCUACGACGUAUGCCACAUAUGGUUGGACAUUUUGCUGAACUUGAUUUAAUAUGGGGUGUACCAUUUUUUAAUCGUACAAAUCAAACAAUAUUAAAUAUGCCUUAUAAUAUGAAUUUAUCUUAUACAACAAAAGAAAUUGAACUUAGUUAUCAAAUGAUUCGAUAUUGGACAAAUUUUGCUAAAACAGGAAAUCCAAAUGAACAAAAUAAUAUUUCGAUUUAUUGGCCAUUAUAUGAAAAACUAAAUAAAUCUUAUAUAAAUUUUCAUGCCAAUAAAAUACAUAUAGAAAAUAACUUUUUUGAAGAACGUUUUCAAUUUUGGGAUAUAAUAUCACAUCGUCCAAUAUGUAAUCCAUUUCGUUGGUAUCAUACAUCUUUACUUAUUGGUAUAUUAAUACUUACACUAUUAUUAAUAUUAAUUUUUAUUUUUCAUAAUACAAUACGAUCACGUCGAAAUAUAAAACCAACAGAAUUAACUACCAAUAACAUUUUAGUUACCUAUCAUUUUUUACCAAGUGUUGUAUCUUAA